CAUUUUUGAUGUGCACAUUUUAAUAGAUGACGGGGUAUAUAUAUUUUCAGAUAAAAAUGGCAGCAACUGUAAAGAUGUUGGUGUUUAUUUCAUUAUUGGUCCAACCAUGUGCCCUCUCUAACGACACCACGCAAUGGGCAUUCAACAUGACAGAACACAUACUAAAUAAAACCCAUCAAAUGUUGAUCAUGGAUCAGCUGUUAUACUGUACCUCCCAGCGUCUGUGUAGUAUAGGAAAUGUAAAGGAAAAUAGAAGCACUCUAAGUUGCUGUGUACCCUGUUCCUGUGAGGAUACAUGUGUGAUAACAGGAAGUUGUUGUAUAGACAAAGCACUAGCAGGGGAUAGUUUAGAUGUUCUAUAUCAAAAAGGAAGUUCUUGUGUUCUAUCGCAACUUAAACCUUUUGAAGAAAACGGACUGAACACAAUGGAUCAUUACCUGAUGAUAGGCGAUUGUCAGAAAACGUUUGUGGAUGAGAACAUAGCCAGAAAGUGCCGUAGUGGAAACGUUACGCCGACAGAUGUGACAAAUUAUCUGCCUGUUUCCUCUGUAAGAACAAACGAGACUUAUCGUAACAGGUACUGUGGAUACUGUAACUGGGAACAUGACAAGGACUUGAUCAAUUGGAAAACAAGUUUUAGCUGUCGGGGAAGUCAGUUUGUGUUUCCACAUCAAGCCAGAGAGUUGUUCAGUUUCAUUAUUAACGAAGAUGGCUGCAAUUUAUUUUACCACCCUCCAGAUGUUCCCGUUCCAUUUCCCUGUGAAGAUGAAACCUAUAUGUAUACAGAGUGUAACGUCACUGGUCUCUGGACAGAAUAUAACCGUGACAUAGACUGGGCGUGUAGACACUAUCGAAAUACCUAUGAAUAUGCUGAUACAUAUUACAAGAACGUCUUCUGCUAUAUUUGUAACACUAAUGCUUCAAUAAUCCCCUCAUGCGUAUUUGGAUAUACAAUUGCGGGAGGUGGGCGAGGAGGCGGAAUUAACCUAGGUUUAACAUCGUUUGCAGCAUUGUUUAAUUUCAUACAGGAUUCUUCAACUGUGCAAGCAAAGGACACCACCCAAGUAUGCGCCCCGAAUUUCCUUUUUGACACUUACAAGAACAUUUGCCGCGAGAUCACCUGCUCACCACCGUUCAGAUACAGCAAUGGAGUGUGUGAAAAUGCCUUCAGCAAUGUAGCUUCGCAGAGAUACGAGAUGUUCCUUAGAUUCAAUACAUUGCCAUCCUACCAUACGAAUUGUGACCUGUGUCUUCGCCUUACACCUCGUCUGAUCCAGGAAUAUGUGAAAACGCACUUGAUACUUAUUGGUUAUUAUAAAUAUGUCUGUGGUUUAACUGUCCUGUUUCCUAGUAACAACUGUUCCAGUGAGACAAUAAUCAAUACAGACUAUCUAGUCAUUCACGUGGAACUCUUUGUGCAAGAUUACCACGAUCCCAAGGAAGUAGCAGAGAACCUUCUGGAUACAUCUGCGCUCCAUAUUGAAUCCGGAACCAAUACAGGACCUUUGCUUUGUACUGACUUAAAACCGGAAGUAGUUGGCGGUAAUUUUUAUGAGUUCGAAUCUAGUUCCAACAAAUUUAGGAUAGUAUUUCCGCUAGACAGACAAUACAGAGAUCCUUCAAAUGGAGAUAAAAUGAAUAUUGAAACUUAUGAUGAAAUUAGCUAUUGUCCUUUCAAACCGUGGGUAUCACGGUUGGUACCAACCUUUUUAUGUCCACAUGUGAACAUAUCUCUGAAUGAUUAUAAUGUAACACGUCACUCUAACAAGGUGUGCUUUGAUAUGCAUAACUCCUGUUUUCAGCCAGAAAAAUGCAUCUUCUCUGACGAUAUGUCGUCUGUCCUGAUUUGUGCAGAUACAUUUUUUGCAUCUCAUUUGCCAGAUAACAUUGUUUCACGUGAAGAAGAUUUAGGUAAAGUAUUAGUGUCUCUCGUGUGUUCAAGUUUGUCAGUUAUAUGUCUUAUCGUAACUAUGGUAACGUAUAUUCUGUUUCCAGUUUUAAGGACACUUCCUGGACUUUUCACAAUGGCUUUGUGCGCAACACUGACUGUCGCUCAUGUCCUGUUUACCUUUGGAGCCGGUGCUGUCAAGAUCGGUUUCUUGUGUGAAGUAUUUGGAAUUACAAUCCAUUUGACAAUGUUAGCAAGUGUAUUUAUCAUGAACGUAUGUUCAAUACAUAUGUUCCGCGUAUUUAAUCAUUUAGACAGGCAAUACGUUUUGACAGAGGAAGAAAAAAGACGCCAUUUUGUAAUAUCUCUUGUUUACAGUUACGGCGGCAGCGCAUUAUUCGUCCUGGGUCGAAGUGUGUACAGCGUCGUAACUAACGGAAGGUCUGGUUACGGAAUCCGGAUAUGUUUUAUUAACGACACGAAUGCUCUAUUGUAUAGUUUCACACUACCGGUUAUGGUACUCGUUGUAGCAAAUAUUGUAAUGUUCUGUAUUGUAAUAGUUAAAGUCAGCCAGCUUCCGGAUAUGUCCAGGUCCUCAACCUGUCGCCAUCACUCGAAACGAUUUUUAAUUUAUGUAAAGCUUUCAACUCUGACAGGAGUGGCCUGGCUGUUUGGUUUUAUUGCUGAAAUUUUCAAUCAGGAUGUUUUUGUAUAUCUAUUUAUCGUUUUGCUCGCUGGACAAGGCGUGUUCAUCAUGCUCUCGUUUGUAUGCAAUAAGAGGGUUUACGAACUCUAUAUUGCAUACAAGAAAAGGGGCAUUAAUUCAUCGAGAGGUCAUACAAUAUUAGACCCUACUUUAUCUAACAGUUCUGUUUCUCAGUCCAGAAAUCCCCAUACAAAAGAUACAACAUUAACCGAGGUUGGACAUGAUAAAAGUUGUCUUACUGUGCAAGAUAAUCACCCUCUCGAAUUGAGCUCGCGUCUCUGAAUAAGUACUUUAUUAUGAUUAUAUAUAUAAUUAUUGUUCAAUCAAACCAAAUUUCAUCAACAUAUUAUGAAUACUUUCAUGCCUCUGUAUAUUCUCGCAUGCACAUUUUAUAACAUGCAUUGUUGAUCUUAUCAACUAUUAUAUUAUAUAUAUCUGUAUACCACUGUUUGUAACAGCGUUCAUAUUAUAAUAACUGAAAUUAAAUGGUACGCCUUUAUUAACUCAAGCAAGCGAUCAAGAUAAUCCAUCCAAAUUACCUACAUUUGUAAGCUGGUUAUUACAAAUGUAUUUUCUGGUAAAGUGGAUACGACUGUUAUUAGUGUGUAAACCACAAGACAUCAACCCUUUUGUGAUUAUAUAAAAUUCAGCAUUUUAAAGUGUGUUUUCUAGAUAGAAAAUCUACAAUUCUAUGAAUUAGUGUAGUAUUUACCAAAUCAUGUUGAUAUCAUUUAUGUUACCUAUUGAUCUUAGUAAUAAAACUUUGUGUAUAUUUUA
Pecten maximus is the source of this 3371-nucleotide messenger RNA. RefSeq lists its product as uncharacterized. The transcript has 2 exons. Bases 27 to 2876 code for a protein of 949 amino acids. Gene Ontology annotation, biological process: G protein-coupled receptor signaling pathway; cell surface receptor signaling pathway. The record is from RefSeq and is a predicted model, not a curated record. Gene Ontology annotation, molecular function: G protein-coupled receptor activity. Gene Ontology annotation, cellular component: membrane. NCBI's taxonomy places the organism in Eukaryota, Metazoa, Mollusca, Bivalvia, Pectinida, Pectinidae.